This is a messenger RNA of Ceraceosorus bombacis, 657 nucleotides long. The record is from the annotation of a GenBank genome assembly. Lineage: Eukaryota; Fungi; Basidiomycota; Exobasidiomycetes; Ceraceosorales; Ceraceosoraceae.
AUGACCAAUGCGUCGCCCAUGUACGAUGGCACUGGCGGCCGAAACCAGCUUGGGUCCGGCAGCCAAGGAGUAUGGGAGCACGACGAUGGAGGCGCAGCCGAGGCAUACGAAAAGUAUGUUGCGGUUCCUAAACGUCAGAGACAACGACAGGCACAAAUAGAAGAGUAUCAGAGAAGUGAGUGGUGCGGACUCUCAAUGCAUUUGAAAAGUAGCUGAGAUGCCCUUUGCGAGACAGGCAACAUGCACCACCACAUGUCAAGCAGCCCGAGGCUGCAUGUUGAUAGACGUGGCGCUACGGUCAGCCGCGUUCUUUCGGAGCCAAGUUCCCUCUGGAGCAGGCCGGCCCGUCGCCCGCCAUCACCACCGCAGUCCUGGAUCGAGGAAGUUCCUCUAUCGGACGAGCACGCAUCUAGCUCGGGAGGUGGAACAAGCCUUCAGCGUAUGCGCACCAACAAGUAUGGAAUGUAUGUUCCCUACGCCUCCAUUUCUGAGAUCGAGGAGCUGCCCACAUCUCCGAAACGAAGCGUCAGCGCUAGCGCUCCAGACAGGAGCCGAAGCAGCAGUCCUGAUAUUUUGAGCCGUUUUGAGGAUCAAGGUUCGCCGGUCUCAAAGGGGUGGAUGACGAAGCUUUUCGGACCUUCAAAGGUGAUCAAGUAG